GAGCCUGACCGACAGCCCGGUCCUGCGCCCACGGCUCUUCUGGAUGGCGGCCGCGGAGGCGCACGCCGCCCAGGCCGCGUUCCGCCCGGUGCCGCCGCCGGCUGCGCUACCAGCAUGUCUCCUUGGAGCAGAGCGCAGGCACUUAGAGGAACGGAGCGCCCGGGAGAUGGGCGCAGCUGUGCGGCCGGCCGAGGGCCUGGCCCGUGCAGCUCUCCACGGACCACCAGCUUACCGAGCUCUUCCACCGCGAGGACCCUGCUAGACCCCCGGUUCAAGGGCAGGCUCGAGACCAUCCUCCCCGAGGGGGCGAACACGGACCACUGGAAGCAGGCUCUCGUGUACAAGGGACCUGCCGGCCCUCGAGUGAGGGUGUAGGAGACGUGUCCAACCCUGGCCCAGGCCGAGUGGAGGAGGCAACCCGUGGGGUGAGCAGCCCGCUGACCGCCAGCGGCACCUACAUCGCAGCUGCCUCACCCCCGGCCCCCCAGACCCACUUGGUCUCAUGGAGCCUCGGGGCGAGAAGUCGGGAGAGGCUGAGGGGGUGCACGUGACGCCCCAGCUGCUCAAGGCGCGCUCGGGCGAGUUUGCCCUGGAGUCCAUCUUGCUGCUCAAGCUGCGGGGCCUGGGACUGGUGGGCCUGGGCUGCCUGGGGGACUGCCUGGGCCUCGAGUGGCUAGACCUGUCGGGCAACGCGCUCACCCAGCUGGGACCGCUGGCCUCCCUGCGGCAGCUGGCCGUGCUCAACGUGGCCGACAACCGGCUGACGAGCCUGGAGCCCCUGGCCGCUUGCGAGAACCUGCAGCGUCUUAAUGCCGCGGGCAACCUGCUGGCUGGGCCCGCACAGCUGCAGUGCCUGGCGGGGCUACAGGGUCUGGAGCGCCUGCGGCUCCGAGACCCGUUGGCACGGCUCAGCAACCCGCUGUGCACCAGCCCCUGCUACUGGGCCUCAGUGCGCGAGCUGCUGCCCGGCCUGAAAGUCCUCGAUGGCGAGCGCGUGAGUGGGCGCGGCAGCGACUUCUACCAGCUGUGCCGGGACCUCGACAGCUCCUUGAGCCCUGACCCUGGCGACCCUGGCCCCCAGCCUGCGGAGGCCCAGCCCUGGGUGCAGCCUGGCUACUGGGAGGCCUGGCCCCCGCGCAGCAGCUCCAUCCUGGAGGAGGCCUGCCGCCAGUUCCAGGACACACUGCAGGAGUGCCACGACCUGGACCGCCAGGCCCGGGACAGCCUGGCCCAGGCCGCGCGAGCGCUCAGCCCCGCGGGCGCCGCUGCCACCUCCUUCGUCUUCUGAAGGCGCCCUGGGGCGCUCGGUGACCUCCCUGCUUGUCUGGACGGUUUUGUCCCGCUGCUUGGUGCCCUUCCAGGAAAACUCCCCACGCGUCCAUCAGAGUCCUACCUCCCUUGGGGCCCUCCCCAAGCAGCCGGCUCAGCCUGAGGCUGUCCUGCCACCACCUAGCAGAGCGCCUGGGAGGAGGUCCCUGGCCCCUUCUGCGGCUACAGCUGUUGCCUGUCCUGGCUCCAUGAGCCUGAGGCUUGGAGGAAGAAAGCGGCUUGGUCCUAAGGCUGCACCUGGGUGAGGCGGGGAAGGCCAGCCUCCUGCCCUGCCCGCUCUGGGAGAGGCUGUGGCUGAGCUCGCCAGCGGCAGCUGGCCGUGGAAGCUGCAUUUACCCACCUCCCUGGUUCUCCUGCUGUGUCCCUCACUCCUGGGUCUCCCUGGAACCUCCACUGUCCCCAUUCCCACCCAUGCUCAUCCCUAUUAAAUUGUUUUA
Messenger RNA from Budorcas taxicolor (takin), 1766 nucleotides. It is a transcript of the gene LRRC61, whose product is annotated as leucine rich repeat containing 61. Gene Ontology annotation, cellular component: cytoplasm. The record is from RefSeq and is a predicted model, not a curated record. Gene Ontology annotation, molecular function: protein binding. NCBI's taxonomy places the organism in Eukaryota, Metazoa, Chordata, Mammalia, Artiodactyla, Bovidae. The transcript is spliced from 2 exons. Gene Ontology annotation, biological process: outer dynein arm assembly. The coding region runs from base 503 to 1288 and encodes 261 amino acids.